Messenger RNA from Verticillium alfalfae VaMs.102, 411 nucleotides. RefSeq names its product cysteine synthase. Gene Ontology annotation, cellular component: cytoplasm. Lineage: Eukaryota; Fungi; Ascomycota; Sordariomycetes; Glomerellales; Plectosphaerellaceae. The transcript has a single exon. The record is from RefSeq and is a predicted model, not a curated record. Gene Ontology annotation, molecular function: cysteine synthase activity. The coding region runs from base 1 to 411 and encodes 136 amino acids.
AUGUACUCGAGCACCGAGCGCGAGGGCACGCGUCGCCGCUCUCAGGUCGACACCAUGGUCGAGGGCAUCGGCAUCACGCGCAUCACGGCCAACUUUGAGGCCGGCCGCGACCUCGUCGACGACGCCGUCCGCGUCACCGACGACCAGGCCUGCCGCAUGGCCCGCUGGCUCGUCGAGAAAGACGGCAUCUUCGUCGGCAGCAGCAGCGCCGUCAACUGCACCGCCGCCGUCGUCGAGGCCAUGAAGCUGCCCGAGGGCAGCCGCGUCGUGACCAUUCUAUGCGACUCGGGCACGCGGCACCUCAGCAAGUUUUGGAAGCACAUUGCCGAGAUGGGGCUGGAGGACCAAGAUGACAAGACGGAUCUCUUUUCGACGCUGGGGCUCACUGUGCAGUCGAUAGCAUCAACAUGA